Fonticula alba is the source of this 4104-nucleotide messenger RNA. RefSeq lists its product as hypothetical. Gene Ontology annotation, cellular component: nuclear pore inner ring; nuclear pore. The record is from RefSeq and is a predicted model, not a curated record. The coding region runs from base 1 to 4104 and encodes 1367 amino acids. The transcript has 8 exons. Gene Ontology annotation, molecular function: structural constituent of nuclear pore. Lineage: Eukaryota; Rotosphaerida; Fonticulaceae. Gene Ontology annotation, biological process: RNA export from nucleus; protein localization to nuclear inner membrane; protein import into nucleus.
AUGCCACAGGACCUCCACGCCACGGCCGAGGGUGCCGCACACUUCCACGCGCUGCGCCAUGCCUCGGACUUGAUCAACCGCACCAUUGCCGAGGACUCAUGCGCCACGGAGAUUUGCGACAUCUCGCUCAAGUGUGCGUGGGCCACCGGGCGCACUUGCCUCCCCCUCUGCGGCUUCGAGGCCUCCACCGAUGGCGUGCACAUGGUGGACAUCGUCGGCACCAAGAACGGCCGUGUCUUCCUGGCCGGGCGCGAUGGCCACCUGCACGAGCUUGUGUACCAGCCGGAGGGCUGGCUCCGCAAUCGGUGCUACCUGAUCAACUGGACGCGCGGCCCGCUGGCGCCUUUCAUUCCGGCUUUCCUCAAGCUCCAUCGCGAGGAUCAACUGGUCUCGGUGACGGUUGACGAUGCCAGCCAAACCCUCUACACCCUCUCCGAGUCGUCGGUCAUCAAUGCCUAUCGUCUGUCUGGCGCCGGGCCGGCCACCCACUCGGCCCUGGGGGCCAUGCUGGCCGCGGAUCAGGGUCUCUCGCUGGCGGUGUCCUGCUCGCACCUGGUCAAGGCGGCCCUCCAGCAGGCGCCAGCCGACCUGCUCCUGGAUGCCUCCAUGAUGCGCGUCGUGUCGCUGAAGCCCAUCAAGGCGUCGGAGUCGUCGCGCGUCCGCCUGGUCGCCGUGACCGCCAUCGGCGCUCGCGUCUAUCUGGACCAGAACCUGUCGAUCCUGUCGGUGCGGAUGCCCCCUCGCGAGACGGCCGCCACGGGUGGCUUUGGUCUUGGUGGGCCGGCCUUGGCCGCGAAUGCGGCCGCCAGCGGCCCGGCGCGCGUGCACACCGUCUGCCUGCACAAUGGCGUCACCCUCAUGGCCAGCACGCAAAGCGACGAUGUGGACAUGCUGACGAUGUUUGCGCCGGACCAGCGUGGGUCCGGGCCGCGUGCGGCCGGUGGCGCCGGCACCUCGGCCUAUGUCGAGCAGCUGGCGCGGCUCCCGGUGUCCGGCAAGAUCUGGGCGCUGGACGAGUCGCCGGCCGCCACGUCGGACUUCGGGGCCAUCCCCGACUCGGCCAUCAGCGAGCUGGUGUCGCAGUAUUACCAGGCCCCGCGGGAAUUCCUCUGCCUCACCAGCGCCGGGAUUCACGAGCUGGUCAAGCUCCGGCCGAUUGACCUCCUGCGCCGGCUGCUCAUUGCCUCGGGGCUGAACAUCACCGGGGCGCUGCUGCAGUUCUUCAAGAGCUUCACUCGAGAUGAGGCAUGCUGCAUGUGCCUGGCUCUGAUUUGCUCUGAAACCCCCUCCGGCUCGAAUGAGACCCUUGUCGCCGCGGCGCGCCAGGCCCUCUUCCACUUCGGCAGCACGCAGCAGUUCACCGCCCAGGAGGUGGUGCAGCAGCCGGCCGGGCUGGAAUUUGGCCGUCUGGUUGUCACUCCGGAGGCUGCCUUCUCGGGGGUCCACAAUGCCGUGGUCAUGUACGCGUCGCGCCUGGUCCGGUCCCUGUGGCGGGUGCCGCUCGCCUCGUUGGCCUCUUCGAACACGGACCUCACGGCCGAGAGCGGCCCCAUCCGGCUGAGCCAGCUGUCGGCCCGCCUUGGCACUCUGCUGCAAUUCAUCCGCACCAUUCGCGUGCCGGAUGCCCCGUCCGAGUCGCAGUCGCUGGCCGCGGUGCAGGCCUUCCUCGGGGAGACCCUGCAGGCCAUCGACUUCCUGCUCUUCCUGAUCGACAACUAUUCGUACUUGACGAGUGCCGAUGUCAUGAAGGAGCUGGUCGGAUCGACCCAGACCGUGGGCUUCGAGUCCGGCGGGCUGGGCAUCACCCUGGAAGCGCUGAUGACCACCGGGUCCGGCCGCCAGGUGGGCCGUCUCCUGAUGUCGGCCAUCCUGCGCACGCAGAUCGAGGCCGGUGCCUCGGUGGAUGCGCUGCUGCUGACCCUGCGCGAUCGGGCGCCGGCCUUCUUCGACGCCGAUGACGCCACCCUCCACCGUGCGGAUGGGCUCCUGCGCCGGGCGCGCGACGCGCCCACCUUGCAGGAGCGCCUGCGCCUGCUGGCCGAAGCCACCGCGCACUUCACCUCGGUGGCCGCCACCCUGUCGGUGGCCACCUUGACGCGCAUUUCCUCGGAACUUUGCCAGCAGCAUGCGCACAUGGCUGCCCUGGCGCUGGCCCUGCGCUGCGCUGCGCUGGUCCCCGUGGGCCCGGAACUGGCGGCCGCCCUUUUGGCCGCGUCGGCCGGCAACCCGGCCGGCGGGGCCCCGGUGACCGCAUCGGCCUCGGCCACGUCGUCGAGCAUGGCCGGCGGCGUGAGCUCGGCCCUCAUCGGUCCCGGCGCCAGCGAGCAGGUUCCCCCCGCGCGCAUGGGCUUCUAUCGCCUGGCCUUCUCCGUGCUGCGUGAUGCGCAGCUCCUCUUCCAGCAGAAGCAGGAGGCCAACACCGGGGCCUCGGCCGCCGGGGGGUCGGCCCUGUCCGGGUCCACAUCUGCCGCCGCCGUGGGGGCCCUCCUGGAGGAGACCUUCGCCGCGGCCUUCGCCUCGGCGGAUCCCAUCUUCCACGCGCUGCUGUACAGCGAGCUCCUGCACAGCCGGUCUCCUGGCGAUCUGGCCCGGCUGCUGGACGCCCGGACCCCCUUCGUGGAGGGAUUCCUCCGGGCGGCCGUCGAGCUGGACCUGAGCCAGGGCCUGCCGGAGGACGCGCUGACCACCAUGAGCCGGGCACUGGCCUUUGCCCCGGCGGGCGGCCCCGCGCCCGGCGGCCCGGCCGGCGCCGAUAUCGACCAGUCCCGUCACCGGAAUCUCCUUUGGCGCUACCACAUCCGCCAUGGGCAGUUCCUGGUGGCCGCGCAUGAGCUCUACCGCCUGGCCAGCACCGAUAGCGACCCCACUCUCGACCUGGACAGCCGCAUUGCCUACCUGUCGCGCGCGGCCGCCUGCGUUCGGUCCAAGACCUCGGCCCCCUCGGCCGGGGACCUGAUCCAGCAGCUGGACGACGCGCUGGAGGUGGCCAACGCCCAGCGCCAGCUCCUUCUGGAGGUUUGGCGCCUGGCCUCCUCGCCGGAGGGCGUCUCCUCUUCCGGGGCCCGGCCCGGUGCCUCGGCGGCGGCCGGCGCCGCUCGUGGCCACAACCCGGACUUGGUGCUGGCCUCGCUGGACCGCCUCAGCGGCCUGAGUGGCCUGCUGACCCUCGAGGAGAUGUUCAAUGAGAUUGCCGUGCCGCUGAAGCUCUACGAGAUGGUGCUGAUCCUGCUGAAGCUCAGUGGGACCUCCUCGCCGAGCAUGGUCGACCAGACGUGGACGUACCUGCUGCUGCUGCACCGGGGGACCCCGCUGCCGGCGCUGGCCGAGCGCCUGGUGGUCCUGGGCCGGCAGCUGUUCCCUUCGGACCGAGUGCUGCCGGUGCCGCUGCUGGUGGCCAAGCUGGAACGCUUCCUGCUCGAGCGCCCGGAUGCGGCGGCCUCCAGUGUCGCGGCCUUCUCGAUGGAGCCGUCGCCCUUGGUUCCGGCCGGGCUGCCGCGCACCUGGCCGGUGGAGGUCCUCCUCCGUGUGGGGGUCCCCUCGUCGGCCCUCUUUGCGGCGUACUACCACCUGCUGGUGGAGACGACCACCGCGUCGCAGUGGGCCGCCGCGCUGUCCGGGGCCACCAGCGGCACCAAGACAGCCGGCGGCGCUCCUGCCUCCGCCUCCACCGGUGGCAUCCCGGCCCCGGUGAAUGUGGCUCCGGCCUCGACCGCCCCGGCGCUCCAUGGCCUUUCCCCGACCGAGCUUCACACGCGUGCCCUCCUGCAGCUGGCGGCUUCGCUGCUGCAUGUGGUUGACCACUGGCGCCAGCCACGGCUGGCGGCUCUGGCUGCCGGAGCCGACCCGGCGGCCGGGGCUGGCGCGGGGCUGCCGGCUGACGGCCGCGUGGCCGCCGCCGAGCUGCCCUUCAAUGUGGCCCGCGCCGACCAGGCACUGGUGGCCGUGCUCACCCAGCUGAGCCGCUUUACGGCCACCCCGCGCCCGGAGAAUGCCCUCAUUGAGCAGGCCCAGGGCCUGGUCACCUCGUUGCGCCAGUUCCAGGCGCAGAUCCUUGUAGGCACCGCGCCGGGUGCCAAUCGCGGCCGUGCCUCCACCCGUGACUAA